This is a messenger RNA of Medicago truncatula (barrel medic), 2545 nucleotides long. Its product is annotated as nuclear pore complex protein NUP1. The transcript is spliced from 8 exons. Gene Ontology annotation, biological process: nuclear membrane organization. Lineage: Eukaryota; Viridiplantae; Streptophyta; Magnoliopsida; Fabales; Fabaceae. The coding region runs from base 86 to 2272 and encodes 728 amino acids. The record is from RefSeq and is a predicted model, not a curated record. Gene Ontology annotation, cellular component: nuclear envelope.
AAAUUCACGGCUACUCGACUUUGUAAGUGGGUUCAGUGCCAUCGUUCGAUUUUUACUUUUUCCUCUAUCAACUGUUUAUUAUUCCAUGGAUCAAAUCACACCGUUGCCGUCAACCGCACCGGAGCAAAGAGGCGCCGGCGGCAAACUUCGAAAGCCACCGCCGAGAAAGCCACCAGCCAGUCCUUACGCCCGUCCACCAUCGAACCGCCGAUGGAUUUCAAAGCUCGUUGAUCCUGCCUACCGCAUCAUCGCUGACGGAGCCACUCGUUUUCUUCCUUCUUUCUUCUCCGCUACUGAUUCCGCUACUAACCCUCCUUCCAUUGAAGAUGAUCAAGGUAAAUUGGGAACCAGUGAACAACACAAUGAAGAUAGUCUGCUCAAAAUCAAUUUACAUCUCCCACAAUCUGAAUUGUCUAAAAUGGCAAGCAUCGGUGAUGGUAGCAGUAAGCAAAACAGCAGUUUUGACUUUGUUCUGCCUAGGCGUGUUGAGAAAGGAGAGCAACAUGAGAAUAAUAAGCUUUCAGAUAUAGAGCAACUGGUGAAACGAACAAAAUUCACUAGAGAUGAAUUCAAUCGUAUGGUGGAAAUUUUGAAUUCAAGAGAAAUCGACGUUUUGAAUGUUGAAGAAGGAAAGGAGCAUACAAAUUUGACUUCUAGACAAGAUGUUGGGGGCCUUGUAGCGGCACACAAGCUUCCGAAGGUUUUCAAUGAACGAAGGCACGAAGAAUCAAAUGCAGCCAUACGGGGUAGCGCAACACCUGGCAUCUCAAAAGGUCAAGAUGAAAUCGGUGCUUCACCAAUUGAGAUUGCUAGAGCAUUUAUGGGUUCCCAAGCAUCCGAAGGAGGCCCCAGUUCUAAAAACAUGAUUCAAACUGUCGAAAGCACAAUGCUCCUUACUGAUGAAGCUGCAAUAAAAUCAUAUGAUCCAUCACCAUCAAAAAAGUCACCAACAGGCUGGCCAGGGGCAUUCGUGCAGCAUGCUUACUCAACACCACAAAGUCAGGGAAGCAAAUAUGGAUUUCUUAAUCAUGCACGGACUCCGUAUUCCAAAACUCUAUUAACAAAGUCUAAGUCCAAGUUGAUUCAUACCCAAGGCAGUUACAGCCGCAUUUCAUCAACUCCUCUCCGUCAAUCACAAACAAGUCUGUAUCUGAAGGACAAAUCUGAAGUUGGUGCAUCGGAAAGUGGAUAUGGGUCUGUUGGACCUAUUCGUCGAACUAGGCAUAAGGUUGGUGUACAAUCAACUUCACGGAGACCGGCAUAUUCAUCUAUGAGUUCUUCACAGAGAGAAAAUUCCAGUUUUAUUGAAUCUUCAACUCCUACUGUUGCAACAAGAAUGGAUCUGGGCUGGAUGAGCAGCAGUCAUAAGCCAUUGGGCUUUGAGCGCAGUGUUCCAACAGUACCCACGCAUACUAGUUUGAUGGCUAAGAAGAUAUUGGAGCAUAUUGAUAGAAACAUUCCCACUCCUAAGGAGAAAUCUGCUGAGCUGAAGCUAGCAACUAAAUGGAAUAAUGCUGAAUCUUCGGUUAAUACAAGUACUGUCUUUUCAAAUGUAGACAAUGGCUUGGUUAAACCAAAAGAUGUUAGCCCUAGUAAAUACAAUGAGUUUUGUGGAACGGAUUCUAUUCUAAGAAAUGAAGAUGAAGGGAACUGCAAUGUUGAUAUUCAACCUAGGGAGAGUACUGAUAAAUCUGUUGACAUCACAAAAGAAGGGACUUUGACAUCUGACCUGAAUGUUCACAGAAGUAUCCCCAGACUCGCUAAUGAUGCAAGGACUACACAAAAUUUUGGUAGUUCUCAAAUGUUUUCAGUGAAGUCUACUGACAAGGAUGUUUUGAUGGCUCUCCCAAGUGUUGGUCAGUAUCCUUUAGUAAAUCAAGAAAAGAAGACAGUCGCUAAUAAUGCCGCUAGUAAACCAGUUUUAGCUCCAAUUUCCAUCAAGAAGCCUGAAUCAAAAUGGGCCUUAGCAUCAGAUAACAGCUCGGGAUUUACCUUCCCUGUUACAGCAACCUCGUCUGUAUUCUCUGAACCGCCAACACCAUCCAUCAUGCCAUUAUUAUUCUCUACUGGUAAUCAGCAACAAUUAGAAGAAACAUCUAAUCAAUUGUUAUACAGUUUUGGAGUUAAAAUGUCAAAUCCAGCAGUAGUCUUUUCCUUCCCUUCCACAAGCAAUACAGUUGAUAAUGAUGCUGGAGUCAUAAAGUAUAACUUUGGUUCAAUCAAUACGGCAAGGCUGUCGUUUUCAUUUGAAAAAACUGCUGUCAACUGUUGAGUAAAACGAACAAAUGAGGUUCCAAAAGAUUGUCUCUGCUAAUUUUUUACCUCUCAUUUCUUUAUUUAUACCCUUCAACAGGCUACCAGCAGGUUUUGUACUUUAGCUUACAAUUUGUUUUAAGGUGAAUAUGAGGAAAAUGAUGUCGUUUUGGUGCAGAAAAUGUGAUGUUUAUGGUUCUCAUGAUCUCAUCCCACUUGUGUAUUUUCUUUCUAAAACGCAUCUCAUCGGAAAACAUAAAAGGUUAUAUGAUGAGAUCUUUUUAUUCGAGAA